Caenorhabditis briggsae is the source of this 2679-nucleotide messenger RNA. It is a transcript of the gene Cbr-rgs-7, whose product is annotated as Protein CBR-RGS-7. Bases 1 to 2679 code for a protein of 892 amino acids. The record is from RefSeq and is a predicted model, not a curated record. Lineage: Eukaryota; Metazoa; Nematoda; Chromadorea; Rhabditida; Rhabditidae. The transcript has 17 exons.
AUGAACGGCGAUUCAUUCACGGUUUAUCGACUUCAAAACGCAUUCAAGAUGGUAGCGAUGAAUAACCAAAAUCAACGUAUCCAACUCAAUCUACACAAGUACAAGACGGCUGGUGUUCAGCAGUUUGACAUCGAUAAGUCUUCAGACGAGGAGUUCGACGAUGACGAUCAAUCAUCUCUGUCGUCGAUCUCGGAAGAUGAUUUCUCGGAUUCGGAGUCAGGCAGCUAUCAGGACACAACAGUCUCGACCACGCCUUCGGAAGCGACGACUGAUGAGAUGCUGUGGGGAAGAAGACGUGCUCCAGUAUGUGGAAUCGCCGGUGCCGCUGCUCGUCGUCAACUGUUGGCCCGUGAAACCACCAAAGUGCUCGGGAACAAUAAGCAGGUCUUCCAAAGCUUUGUGCCGACUACACCAUCCAGUGGAGAUCGAGGAGCGGGUUCUUCGAGAGAGAUGUACUCGCAGAUUCGUCGUGGAGAUGGUACACAAUUCCGGCCCCGCGAGAAGUUUGUUCCACCAAGAAGACCACGUAUGGGUCAUGGAUCGUGUGAUUUGUCAGCUAUUGAGGAAAUGUCUCCGAUUCGUUCAAAUUACUCUAGCAGUAGUGAAGGUGGACAUCGCAUGUCGUUGCGUCAGCAAUCCGAGUGGAAGCCUCAACUCACAUCGACUACUACUUCUUUCCAGUCCAUGGCGGUAACUCCAAGAACUCCAUUGCCCGGCCACUUCAAGGCACCACUUUCUCCAGUUGCUAGCUCUACUCCACGCUCGGAACGUCUUUAUCGCAAGAAUCAGAAGCAAGGACGUCACCAGAGCUCUUCAUUGGCUCUUCUGGAUUCUCACAUGGAGGGAAGCUCGAGCAAGGACUCUUCAGAGAGAGCUAUCACUCCGGAUCCAUGGUUGGGAGAAGAUCAGGAGAACAAGAUGCCAAGUCCAGUGGUCGAAUCGCCGAGAGCAAAAUGUAAGCGUCCGGAGGAUUUUGGACUUGACAACGCCUAUGCCAAACACAAGGAUAUUCGUGGAAUCGUCUUUUUGAGCAUGGCUCUUCGUGGACGACGUCUUAUUCUGAAUGUCCAAGAUGCAUCAUUCUUCUGCAGCUCAUCUUCACGCUACGGAGUCUCAUCGUAUGUCACCGCUGUGCUAUAUCAUCGUCCGAGCAACAAAUCCUCGUCUCGCAAGUACAAUAGCCGACCGGAUCAGCACUACCGUACUCGUCUCAUCAAAGACAACAACAAUCCAAAGUUUGAUGAGAGUUUCCAAUUCUCGUUCGCCGAGAAUUGUGCUCGUGAUCAACUCAUUGUUACUGUCUACGAAAUUGACGUCAUGAAUGCCGAGAGAAAGAAAGUCCUCGGAUGUAUGACAUUCCCAGUCAGCCGCAUUCUCAAGAAGGCUAGUCAGAUGUUUGGCGACACUUUCCAACACCAUCACCGCCGUGAGCCAAUCGAAGAUGUUGAGGUCACCAAUGAGGGAUUCUUCCUUCUCAACAAGGAACAAGGAUUGAAGCAAAACUUUCCACAGAGAAAGGUGCGCCGUCAAACAUUCUACGAGGAUCCCGCGUUCACUGGCAUGUCUUCUUCUGCUGGCUCGUCAACAGUCUCCAAUCAUGGACAGAUGACCGCCACUGCACCACGUUUGUCAGUGCCCAAUGAGCUCACUAUGGGCGAGUACUAUCGAUCAUCGUCUAACGAUUUGCACAUGCGCUCUUCGAACAAUCUUCUGGACUACACUUCUGCCUCGUCGAGCACCAACGGAUCGGCAGAUCUUCCAGAGAAGCUCAAGUUGCACAGAGCCACUCUUCCAAGUAUCACCACUACAGCCAGCGAGAACAACUCGGACGAUGCAAAAAGUCUCAGCCCAGACAGAUCUCCAAAUGAUCACAACUUUUUGUGUCCAGAUGACAAUGGAGGAGUCUAUGGAGCCGGUCCAACACACAGUGCUAUCAAAAAAACCAACGUUCGCCGUGCCGCUUCGUUCACUUUCUCACCAAAGCAAUCAUCGUCGUCAAAAAGCAGCCUUCGUGAGGAAAAAAAACGUUUUCUAGUUUUUAAUUCACCCGGUCUUAAUAUUCCUAUCACUAUGUUAUCUUGUGCUCGUGUGUCUUCUUACGAUUUUCCAACUAGUAGAACGGCACUACCAAGACCAAGUCAUCAUGUGCGGUCUCGUUCAAGUGGACCAAUCUCUCGUACUCUCUCCUAUCUUCGCUCUAAAAUGGACUUGGCUCUCUCCACAUCGUCUCUCUAUCCAUCUCGUGAAGACGUUCGCCAGUGGGAGAAGUCUUUCGAUUCUUUGCUCAACAACAAAUUUGGCUGUGCGCUCUUCCGUCAGUUCUUGAAAAAGGAGUUUUCCGAUGAGAACAUGGACUUCUGGCUUGAGUGUGAGGAGUUCAAAAAAAUGAAGGACGGCAAGAAGUCCACCACACAGAAAGCCAUCGAAAUCUACAGCGAGUUUGUUGCCGAGCAUGCUCCAAAAGAGGUCAACCUCGACAGUGACACCCGUGCCGCCACCAGAGCUGCCGUUGAGGCGGGAUGCAAACCGGAUACCUUCGCAUUGGCUCAGAAUCGUGUCGAGCAACUCAUGUCCAAGGACUCGUACAGACGCUUCCUUCGCGACCGGCUCUUCUUGGAUCUGCUCGAAAGCUACGACACUGGAGACAACGGACCAUCCACUUCCAGCGCCCGUAACUAG